Octopus sinensis (East Asian common octopus) is the source of this 5239-nucleotide messenger RNA. Its product is annotated as centrosomal protein of 152 kDa-like. The coding region runs from base 346 to 4563 and encodes 1405 amino acids. Gene Ontology annotation, biological process: centriole replication. Gene Ontology annotation, cellular component: centrosome. Lineage: Eukaryota; Metazoa; Mollusca; Cephalopoda; Octopoda; Octopodidae. The record is from RefSeq and is a predicted model, not a curated record. The transcript has 9 exons.
UACAGUCCGAGGCUGAUCAACAUGUUCCACACAAUAGAACGGUCGGUCGGUUGGGGGUGGGGAACGACUUUUAAUCUUGUCCCAGCUUGUAAUGGAAAUCAGAACAGAAAGAAAGAGAAAAAAACGGGAAACCAAACAAACUUCUUCCUUCUUUUACUUACUUCUUUUAUUCUUGUCUUUUUCAUCUGAUUUCCAAAGUUUCUUCUGAUAAAAAAGAAUUAAUGUAUUUGGUUAUUUGAUGUUUGGAAGACAACACAUCCUCCUUUCAUCCCCUGGGACUCUCCUUCUGUCUCUCUUUUCCCUGUGAACCUUUCCUGGAUUACUUUAUUUCCAUAUUCUGUAUCGAUGGGUUUACAAUCGGAUUGGUUUUAUAACGGACUUGAGUCACAGCCAUGCCAGCCAUGCCAGCAUGCCAGAAUUUGUAACCACAAUGCAAGCGUUUCCUGUCCAGCUUUGCAUCCCUUAAAACCCCCCAAGUCAAAUGCUUUAAUCAGUUCAAAGACGUUCGUUGGUGGCAGUGUAGGUGCAGCAGGCAUGAACACCACAACGAGCAUCAAUUUUGAUGCAGCAGCUCUUCAGUCCCAGGAUGAAGCGGAAUACCAGAAGGAGGAGCAGCAACAACAGGAAGAACUUCGACAACUUCUGUCGAAUGCACUUGAUGACAUAACUGAGGAUGGUUUAUCUGUGUCUUCCAAUGACGAUGAUGAUGAAGAUGAAGAUGAUGAGGAUGGGGAGGCGAAGCAACAGAACACAGGAGACAAAGUAGGAAAAAACGAAGAAAUGGUCAUUGUUGAGAAGCAUCAGCUUCAUGGGACCCCUAUCUUGAAUGGCAGCUUUGAACAUCGUCACUCAUUGCUUUCGCCUCAUACGUUUCCUGGAGCAAGGACGAAGUUACCCGACGCUUGCAACCAACAACACACUGAAACCAUGACGAUUCCACUUGCAAGCAAUGGUCAGAUGCCUGUUGACCAGCAUUGUCGACAGCAGCCGGAAGUGUCCCCCCAGCAAACCCCAGCUAUGUACUACCCCCAGUUCCACUACCUUUACUCAAUUGCCACCGAUAAAGACUCUCCUAUAAUGACAGCCACCUCAAACAACUACGAGCAGCAGCAACCAACGCAUCCAAUGUGCCACCAGGCACACCAGCAUCAUUUUGGGUUGAUGCCCUCUUCAUCAGUGGCACACGAGGUUGCUUGCAACAAUAACAACAACAACAACGCUGUGGAUGCUAAUCACUGGUUGGAUCCCCACGAAGAGAUUUAUUACAGGGAAAACUAUGGCCCGGACCCUGUGGCCAGGCAGGACUUUUACCAACACCACCAACAUCAUCCUGUUGUCUUACCCCAUGAUGGAACUAAUUUCGCUCCCAGACAUAUUUCACCGCAUCAAACAAAUGGUGAACUCCAUCCUCAAAGCCAACAACACGGGGCCCCAGUCCUUGAAAACUCUUCAGUCAACAAUAAAAUGGGGUUUGAUGCAGUUCACAGCCGGCAAGCAGCAGCAGGCCAGAGCAAUGGCUAUGCCCUUCUGACUGAAGCCGAGAAGCCAGCUGUGAGUUGGGACCAGCUCAAUGGGUACAAGGUGCAGUAUCGCAAACCCCCCACAGAUGGAGGGACAAACGCAUUCCAGACAGAAACAGGCUCAAGUAAGGAAUCCAGCCCACACAAACAGGAGGACUUUGUUCAUAUAGGUGGGUCAGGAGAGCAGAAAGAACUGGUUCAGUUACAGAUUUUAUACAAAGCUCGUGGACGAAAAGUGGACGAAUUGAGUCAGGAAUUAUCCAACUUGAAAAAGGAGAUGGAUGAGGAAGUGGAACUUUUGCAGCAGAGAGUGAUGGAAGUUGGGAAAGAACGAGAUGGAACUGUUACGAGUCUUAAGAUGUGUCAGGAUUUGUUACAGCAAUCGAAGACGGAGGUGAGCCAGUUGAAGGGUCAACUAGCAACAUCGGAGACUCUGGCUCAAGCAUUGACAAAAAGCAAAGAAGAAGUUAUUGGCAAGCUGAUGUCUGCGGAAUCGGCAAUUGAAUCACUCAAUCAUCAGGUUGAAGAACUCAGUAAAAGCGAGACUCUUGAGCGAGCCCGACUCCAGCAUGACUCCAUCAUUGAAGGCCUGCAACAUCGUUAUCAGAAAGAAAUCAAUAUUUUGAACAAAGAAAUAGAUUCUCUAACACAGAAUAACAAAAGCCGUGAGGAAGAGGUGUCCAUGUUGAAAAGACAAUUGAACGAUGCCUUGAAAAAUGUGGAAAACGCUCAGAUCAACCGUGCUGAAACAAUCAACCGGUUGACUCGAACAUUAGAAGAAAGCCAGCGGCAGUGCCAACAUUUACUGCAAGCGUCUGCUCAGUCCAAUUCUUCCAGCCAACAACUGACUGACUUCCAGAACCGUUUGCAACAAGCCGAAUCUGCUAAGAGGGCAGCAGAAGAGAAAUUUUCUGAUUUUCAGCAGGAAUUGAAGAGCCUUAAAUAUCAGUUGUCAAUGUUUGAUUCAGCUUCCAAACUCGGUGUUUUUGCUUCCAAAGAACCUGAUAAAGCAAAUUCAAAUUUGGAGAAUUCUUUCCAGGAAUUAGGUAUCAAAAAGAAACUUGUUUUCUCUACUCCAGAAACUAGUUUGAGUGAAGACUCAGGUAACGAAUCCCAAAUUCGAGGAUUGAAGCACGAACUGGAAAGAUGUUUGAUAAACAACAGGGAAAAGCAGGCCCUUAUUGAGGAACUGCGAGAAACUGUGCAGAAGCUGCAGAAAGAAGUUUCAGAUUGGCAAUUAAAGUGUUCGAAAUCCGAAGAAACCAUUGAAGCACUGAAGGUUGGGAAGAAUUCAAGUUUUGAAGAAAGUUUAUUACAAAAAGAACUUGAGGCAACCAGAGAGGAAGUGGCACAGUGUAAGAAAGACAACCAGAAUUACAAAGAACGUCUCCGACUUGCAAAAGAAGCUGAAAGCCAAUUGAAGGCGUGCAAUGAUGAUCUUGAGUCUAAACUGGAAAACAUCAGAGAGAAAUGUGAUGCUGAAAAAGUGAGUGCCUUAGAACAGUGUAAAAAAACAUAUGAAACCUUUCAGGAUGAUGUGAAAGAAAGGUUAUUAUUGGACCUGCAGACCCAGUUUGAUGAAAAAUAUGCUUUGGUUGUGAGUGAGUGUGAAAAGAAACUUUCAUUUUUGAAGAGCAAUUUGGAAGCUGCUCUUACCCGAGAAGAUGAACUGAAAGAAAUUUAUGUGUCUGUUUGUCAGGAAAAGAGUCAAUUAGAAGACCAACUGACACAGCAAAUGACAGAUUUACAAGAAAAUAAUGCAAAUGGAACAACCAGGCUUUCUAAACGUGAUUGCUUAGAAGUUGUCAGUGUUGAAGUCCAGUGUCGUCUGUUGGACAUGGAAUGUAACUCAUCAGCCAAAGAUGUUCUCAGGUCAGAAUUGGAACAAGAAAUGAAAGAGAGUCUUUUGGUAAAAAUCCGAGAGGAAAUUGCUGCAGAAACACAAGAGAAACUGGAAGCUGUUCGCCAACAAGUGACCGAUGGUUGCCAGAAAGAACAUGAUGACCAACUGGAGAAUUACAAAAAGGCUCUGCAAGAGAAAAUUGAAGAUGAAGUUAGGAAAGAAUGGAUGGUUGCUGAAAAGAGUAAACAAAUUCCUGUCGGGAUCCAAGUUUGUUUGGAUGAAAGUGAGGAGAAUAAGAGUGAAGAAUAUAUUGAGAAGCUGAGGAGUGAGCUGCUGGCAGAAAUUGAUGAAGAAAAGCAAAAUGAAUGGAUCCAACGAGAAACGGAAAUGAAAAAGAAACAUCUGGAAGAAAUGAAAGAAUUAGAGAAGGAAUUGCAAGAAAAGAGUGAAAAUCGUGAAGUUGGGUUUGGAUUUUCUAUUUCCUCUCAGAUUAUGAAAGAACGAAGAGAAGAGGAGAGACAGAGAAUAAAGUCAGGUGUGGAUGCUGCCAAGAUUGAAUGGCAGCAUCUUCAUGAGUCAAGGCUUGAGAUGGAGGUGAAGAGGAAGAUUGCAGCAGAGAAGGAAGUGUGGCAGAAGGAUGUAGUAGCAGAAUGUCAGAGGGAAUGGCAUGGACGGCUGCAGAAAGAGAAGACAAAAUGGGAGAAUUGUGCUAAAGAGCAACAGCAGAAAGCUUUGGUUGCUGCCGUGGAAACUGCGAAGAACAACUGGGCCAAACGUCAAGAAGUUCACCGAGAUGAAAUGCGAAAGAAGCUGGAGCAGGAAAAGAUGAAUUUACAGAAAGAACACAAGGAAAAGCUGCAGAUAUUAUUGAAUCAAGUGCAGAGUGAAUAUUGGACAAGUGUGAGCAGUAUCCAGAAGAAUCUGGUCCGAUAUUUGUCGGAAAACAGCUUCCGAAUGCAGCAAUUGAUUUACUUGUCUGAGAGAAACCCAACGACAACCAAUCUCUGGGACAGGAGAAACUUCCACAAUGCUUCCGAUGUUAACAGCCGCCAAAUUCAAAACAUUUCGCAUAGAGCCGACCAGCUGCAGCCUCAGCCCUUUGUGCCAAGACCCUUCAACUCAGGAGAUGGACAAGUUUUGAACAGAAUAGAAGAGAACAGUGAAAGUUCGUAUUUCGAAAUAUCCGAAGAAUUACGGUGAACUCUUUGAUGGCCAUCACUGAAGAAUGUUGUCAAUUAAGCAACAUAGCUGAGAUGGUUCUUGUCGCUGUAGUCAUUGUACUAUAUUCUUCAACGGAUGGAUGGAUAAAAGUCUGUUAGACAGUCUCCCAGGAUUGUCCAGUUCCAUUUUCUCAUUGACCAACGUCCACCAUUAACACAUUUGUGGUCAGAUUUCUGUUAAACUGGUCACCAGUUGCUAUUGUAACCUAAACCAUCGUAAUCAGACUUGUGGUGGACAUCAUCAUAUCCAGACCACUGUCUUUCUGUGUCCAGUCAAGCCGAUGGUUAGUUUUAACCAUUGACCACUGUCUCUUAAGUUUUUAAACUCUGACCACUCAGUGUGGAUGGCCAGAUAUGAUUGCUGUCCAUUUCUUACAUUAACUGAGGUGCUACGGACCAUCUAAUCUCAAUGUAAGUGCCAUCCACUAACAGUCACAUACGACUGUGUGUAUGUGUGUGUAAAUAUUUUUAAGUGUAUAUAGUAAAAUACCAGUAUGUAUAAAUGUGUGUCUGCGUAUGUUUGUGUGUAUAUAUAUACAUAUAUAAAACUUCAUGUUUAAGCUCUGAAGUUUUAAGGUUUUGCACUGGCACUCAGCUCUGGGGCCACACAGUUCCUUGCAGCCAAAAUAACUGUAAGCUAAUGGAGAUGAUUACAU